Lepisosteus oculatus (spotted gar) is the source of this 1593-nucleotide messenger RNA. NCBI's taxonomy places the organism in Eukaryota, Metazoa, Chordata, Actinopteri, Semionotiformes, Lepisosteidae. The record is from RefSeq and is a predicted model, not a curated record.
CUUUGUUUUUCCACUGGAUCUUUUUUUUGUUGUGGUGGGGAUAUUAAAAAAGUACACCAGAGCACCGUUUGCUGCACAGUUCACAGAGUCACUGCAGCCAUUGCAUCCCUACAUUGCUAUGCCAACGGGGUAUCUGCACUUCUCUUUUCACUAAAACUGGAAUCCCAGGAGUUGUUGGUGCACAUACUGUAUUCCCAUUCGCUUUCACAGGCAAAGGAAAGAUCCCAUUUACAUCAACAGACGUGGGUAUACUUCGAUUGUCAGAUGGUAUGUGACCAUAACCUGAGCUUUCUCAACCUCAUAGAAGGAUGGGCUGGCAGUUCACGUGAUGCUCGGAUUUUUGACAGCAGUCGUCUGAAAUCAGAUUUUGAGGAAGGAUUGUAUUGUGGACUUCUCGUGAGUGACCGUGGUUAUCCUUUAUGACAGUAUUUUCUAACACCUGUGCACAAUCCUACAGCAUUACAAGAGCUGCGCAGUAACAGGAGUCAUAAAAAUGCAAGAAACCACAUUGAACGAGCUUUGGGAAUUUUAAAACGACGCUUUGCUUGUCUGUCAUUUGGUUUGCGUACCAGUCCAUCAAGAGCCAGCACCAUCAUGGUAGCAUGUGCAGCCCUACACAACCUUGCGAUUGACUGGGAAGAGCCGCCUCUUCCAUCUCCAAGGCAUCCAGCACACUCUGGCUGUUUCAACACAGUCAUUACUGGACCAUAGCCACAGAGAAGAGACAGUGUUCCGAAGAUCUAUCAUAAAUAAUCACUUUUAAGAUGCCGAGUUUUUUUAUUUAACGUAUGCUUGCAUUUGCCUACAGAUAUUAUUCUCUGCACCACCCAUUUCCUCAUUAUCCCUGCUUUCCUCUGACAACCACAAAUAUGGAGACCCAUCACAAUACAAUAUUGAACAAAUCUAUUCAGUUGACUCCCAGAUUUUAUAGAACACAUUAAAGGCUCACGCUCCAUUUAUAACUAUUUGCUUAAGUGCUGUUCUCUUCCCUCCCUAGGAUAUCAUAGUGAUGAUAUUAUUUCCACUAUAUUUGGGUGCCUUCUAAUACGAUCCAGCGUUAUUCCAAGUACGGUACUAAGUUCCUUAAAUCAUUUGAAGAGGUUUGAGGUUUAAGUUAGUCAGCUACUUUAGUCACCUCUAGAGGGAAGCAGCUGUUACUUUGUGUUUGUUGCAAUUGAGAAAAGGUUUAGUACGGUGGUACAGACUAAGCAAAGUGGCAAAGUUCUCUGCAAUUGGUCUUAAGGUGGAGCAUAAGUUUAGACCGCAGCUGCGUACUAAGCACGGGUUGAACUCCUGUUAGUAUGCUACUUUCAGUUUCGUUGCAAUUGACCCUAAGGCUCUAGAGCUUAAGAAAGGGACUUGUCUAAUAAUUGGGGAUAUGCUAACUUAUGGAAUCCACAGGAUAGAGACAUAUCUCAUUAUUUAGUGGUGCCACAGUUUGGAAUACGGAAAAAAGUCUCCAUUCAUUUAUUCUGAUCAUUAGAUUUUGUAAGAUAUUACCUUUUUUCCCCCUGUAAAAUGUAUCUGUUCUGGGUGUUGUUCUGUUUUUCUUGUAAUCCUGAAGUGUAAUGUUGUGUAUCAGUACAAUCUAUU